Messenger RNA from Conger conger (European conger), 3148 nucleotides. It is a transcript of the gene rpgrb, whose product is annotated as retinitis pigmentosa GTPase regulator b. The record is from RefSeq and is a predicted model, not a curated record. Lineage: Eukaryota; Metazoa; Chordata; Actinopteri; Anguilliformes; Congridae. Bases 96 to 2381 code for a protein of 761 amino acids. The transcript is spliced from 17 exons.
GGACAAUUAUGUUUACUUCCGGGUCGUCUCCGAUAGCAACAAAACUGAGAUACAGCCACAGAACUGUACGAGAACAGACUGGGUAGAUUCGAAAUAUGGCAGGGGAGGUGGAGGAUGAGAUACCUGAAUCUGGAGCCGUCUUCACCUUUGGUAAAAGCAAGUUUGCCGAUAAUGUACCCAGCAAAUUUUGGAUGAAAAAUGACACACCGCUGAGAAUCUCCUGUGGGGAUGAACACACAGCGUUGAUAACAGACAAUGGGAAGCUGUAUAUGUUUGGCAGUAAUAACUGGGGCCAGCUUGGCCUUGGAACAAAGACCACAGUGAACAAGCCCACUUGUGUGAAAGCCUUGAAGAGUGAGAAGGUGAAGCUUGCAGCUUGUGGGAGGAAUCACACAAUGGUGUACACAACUCGGGGGAACGUGUACACGGCUGGGGGUAACGGCGAGGGUCAACUGGGCCUUGGGGACUGCGAGGAGAGGACGUCCUUCCAGCGGUUAGACUUCUUCAGCAGCCGCAGUCCUAUUAAAAUGCUAGCAGCAGGAUCCAACACCUCUGCGGCUCUCACAGAGGAAGGGAGACUGUACAUGUGGGGUGAUAACUCAGAGGGUCAGAUUGGCCUGGGGACUGAGGGUGGUGCUCUGACCCCUCAGGAGGUGACAGUGGGGAGACCUGUGUCCUGGGUGUCCUGUGGAUACUACCACUCUGCCUUUGUCACCGCUGAUGGGGACCUGUACACGUUUGGAGAAUGCGACAACGGGAAGCUCGGCCUACCUCCUGAAUUGCUGGACAGCCACAGGGUCCCGCAGAUGGUGCCUGCGAUUUCAGACAGGGUCAUCCAGGUGGCCUGUGGAGGCGGGCACACUGUGGUGCUCACAGAGGAUGACGUGUACUCGUUUGGGCUCGGUCAGUUCGGGCAGCUGGGCCACGGGACCUUCACCUUCGAGUCCCCGCUGCCCAGAGUGGUGGAGCACUUCCGGAAGGGCCGCGUCAAGCACGCGGUCUGCGGAGAGAACCACACUGCGGUGAUCACAGACAAAGGCCUUCUCUACACGUUUGGGGAUGGACGGCAUGGAAAACUGGGUUUGGGGGAAGAGAAUUUUACCAACCAGUUUAAGCCAACGCUUUGCACACGUUUCCUGAGAUACUAUGUGCAGAUGGUGACGUGCGGUGGCUGUCACAUGCUGGUGCUGGCCACGCCCAGGCCCAAAGACGCGCAGGACUUGUCUCUAGAGGAGGACGAUGUAACUGAGAGCUACCUGGAGAAGUCUUACACGGAGGUCCUGGGGGACAGCACUGUCUCCAGCACCCUCAACCGGAGCCUGUCCGCACGGGUCAGGCGUAGGGAGAGGGAGCGAUCUCCAGAGCAGCAUACGAUGAUGUUCCGAACCUUGCCACCUCUGACCUCCACCAACCUGAAUUCCUCCCUGCCCACGGCCAGCCGGACCAUCCCCCCCAGACGCCUCCCUCGGGACCUGCCUGAUGGAAAGAUCCGGAAUGGCAUUCACCGCAUAAAGGACCUCGUGUCUACUAAGAAUGAAAAGUUGGAAAACUUGCGUCUUGUAAAAGCCACAAGUGAGAAGCCCCCUGUUGGUGAAAAUGCAGAAAACAAUGAGAGCUUGAAAGAUUUCGGGAACACCACUGACCUGCUUAACAUGACCCAUGUGAGGAAGAUCGACCCCAGGGACAAUACUGCGACCUUCUCUCCUGUUCGCAAGGAGAAGGAUAUUAGGCACAGGACAACUGAGGAGAGUGAGGAAAAUGAAGAGGUUGAGGAAGAUAGAGAGGAAGAAGAAAAGGCGGAAGAAGAAGAAGAAGAAGAGGAGGAGGAGGAUGAGGAUGAGGAUGAGGAAGAAGAUGUAGAUGAUGAGGUGGCGGAGAAGGAAAAUGAGAAGGAAACCAAGGCACCUCAGGAUAAAUCUAGAGAUACGGGCACACGACCAGUUCAGGACGGGGACCGUUCUCUCGGAACUAAAACCCAGGAAUCUGAAGUCAUAAAAGAGGAAACAGUUGUGGAUGGUGUGCAGAAAGCAUCUGAAGUUGAAGAGAAUAGUGCUUCACAAACACAAGUAAAGCCAAACUCCAAUAACAGAUCGGAUAAUGGGACAAAAGAGGGGAAAUCACUGGGCCUUUUUGGGACUACUCGAAAGAUCGCUCUGUUCAAACGGCCAUCAGCGUCCAUGCGAGGCAAGCGGGAGGGUGAGACUACGGUUGGGGGUGACGGUCAGGAGAGGAGACCAGCUGAUGGCCCGUCCGGCCAGGAGAAGAGCGAGGAGCUGCUGGGGAAGACUGGCCGCAGUGACACUCAGCUUCUGCCUAGAGGGCAGCAGAGAGCACCGGGUGGCAGGCCAGGCUCCCACUCCGCAACCUGCGCUCUGCUCUGACCAGAGGAGCCACGGACCCACGUAUUCAACUCCAUGUGCCUUGUGGGGAAAGAGUAAAACAAAAAGCCACUUUCCUGGACUGUUCAUGACUACAAUGUAAUUAUUACAAUCGGUGGUGCUGUUUCAACGAUUGAAAGCAUAAGAUCGUCCUGCUAAAUCCUGCAAAGUCCUUAAGUUUGUAAGCAGUUGCACAUUAGUCAUUCACAAAACUGAAGACAUUCUGGAAGAUCAUAAAAUCCAACCAUAAUUCAAUGGUGACCAGUACCCAUUACCCACAGAAAAAUGCACUACUCUUUUAAUGCUUUUUUUGUUUUGUUUGAUAUGGGUUUGUGUAAACUGUAUAUAUGUACAAUACCCAAGAACAGUGGUCAUUGUAUAGGUUAGUGACUCGUGUAUGCUGUAUUUUUUUAAUUGUGAAACUUUUCAAGAGGACAGAUUUAUUUAUACUGGAUUUGAACAAUCUUGAUGCACAAUGGCACUUUAUACUUUGUAUUUGAUCCUUUUUCAGGGAAACAUAAUUAGAAUUUUUGCUUUUGUUUGUGACCAGUCAAAAAGUAUUUUUGAUUAAUCAUCUCACAAAUUUAUUUAUUCCGUUUGGAUGCGUUUCAUUGUGGUAACAGUAAAAUACUUAAUACUCAAUUCACACCAUGCUUGUUCUAUUUUAUUCUGCUCUUGAACUCGACACACAGUGAGUGAUAUCGAUACACAGUGAAUGCUAGGCUAGGUACAGGCAUGCGGUUAUCCCUUUUUAUUUUUCUCUCAAAUUU